AUGUCGACGCCCUCGUCGGCGGACUUGCCCCUCCGCGCGCCCAACAAGGGGCGGCAUAUACCCCCGCCCCUCACCAUUGAGUCCUCGUCCUACCAGUCAACGUCGUCUAUCGGGAGCGCGAGGAGGCUCAGUCGCCGCGACUCCGACACGCUGCUCUACGACAUCCCCUCCUCGUUUUCUCCCCCUCCUGUCAGUCCUCCCGCAAAGCACCUGCAGUCGCCGACGUCGCCCAACUCCCGUCGCUCGCGAUCUCCGCGCCAACCCCUGCCCACGCCACCGCCCGCGGUCCCCAAGAGGCGCAACCGGUCCCUCACCCCUGCUGGACUUUCGUCUGACGAUCUUGAGGCUUUCGCAGAGGCAUGCCGCUCCUGGUACUUCGAUCAGGAUGAGGCUGCAGGUCGUACCAUGACACAGACGCUGGCCAAUCUCCCGCCCUCGCAGCGGGCCCCGUACUCAAAGCUGCAGGCCAAUAUGCGGUCUGCGUACCACCGCUCCGUCAACGCGCGCAAGAACGCAGAGUUCCGCGCUCACCUUACCGCCACUCAGCCGGGUGGAUCUCUCAUGCCGCAUACGCGCGCUAACCCGCGAGGGAAGGAUGCGAAGAAGGAGCGAUAUGACCGGUUUGCGAGGUUCAUCCGUAGCUGGUGUACUCUCGGAAUGCCCGGGACGACCCCAUUCUUCACCGCACUCUGGGCUAUCAUGAGGCUUCAAGUCGUCUCCGAACAGCUGGGUGGCGCCGGUGCCAAUCGCAUUGACUGGGAACUCGACGAUGCCGUUUUCAAGGAGUCUGCCGGAAAGGACUUCAUGCUGGAGGCAAUAGACGUCCUCAAAGGGGUGCUCGGCUUUGAGGAAGCCCCGGCCGCCUCCACCCGCGAGCCGAGUCCUACCCCUCCUACUUCAGGCGCGCACUCCCGUGUACACUCACAGCCACUCCUCGGCGGUGAGCGUAGGCCCACCCGACCCCCUGCUAUCCCCAAGCGCCCGCGCGCGCCUAGUGACCCCUUCCUGGACACGCCACCGCCGUUAUCCCGGUCGGUCGGUACGUCAGCAUCGCAGUCGUCCGCUCUCCUCAGUCAGGACUCAGAGGACUCUCCUGGUCCUGCAACACCCGAACCAGAGGAGACCGCGCCUCCUCGCACGGACGACUUCUUUGACCUUCCCGAGGAGGAAUAUCUGCGUGUGUGGACAUCCCCGGACCUGCCCGACGCAGAGUACCUCGCGCUCUUGAAGCUGUUUCCGAGCUUCAUCACGCGGCCCACGCUACCUCGAUUCCCAACCCGUCGUGGGUCUCUUGACCUCGAAGCGGGAGAGGGCAAUGGCAGUCAGGACCUCUUCGCAGACUACCCAUUCUAUCGACACAGCUUGCUUACCAACUUUGUGCCCUUACCCUAUCGCUUCAACUUCCUCGCUUUCACCGUCCUAGUAUUGCCCCUCCCCAUCCAUUAUUUAUCACUGCCUCGCGGAGUUCAACAGCCAGCUCCGACGCCUGCGACAUCGCUUCGCCCAGAUCUCGCCACUGCCGCGCCGCAGCCCAAAAAAUACCUUUCUUGGCAGUUUCUCCGGAAAGGGCUGCAUCCGGAGAAUGCCGAUCCUCCUUGUUCCCUCCCUUACCAAGUGAUAGCUCUCCUCUACGUGACUCAAUCCACUCUAGAGACUCUUGGACAGGCGAGUCCUGAUGCCCGUCGACUUAGACGCCGUGCGACGCCAAGAUGCGAACUCCACUGGCCGGUGUGGUGGCAGUCCUUUAUCCCGACUGUCACGUCCGACCUCUUGAGGGCGCAGAUGAUACCCUCGAUAUCGGUCCUUCUCCUGUGGCUCACCGCCUACGUCCUUGGCCAGCAAUCUCAGGAAGCUUUCACACCAAUCUGGGUGCCUUUGGCAGUUCGUACGCCGCAUCUAAAUGCUUGGCUCUGGAACAGCAGCGCAGUUUCCUACGAGUGGCCAUACUUUGGCAUCGACGUUGGUAAAAUCCUAGGGUGGAGCGGCCUGGUGAAAGUUGACGGCACCACGUACAAUUUCCUCGGAAAGGUCCCUGAUGUGAAUGGCACCGUUGUGACCAGCUCUCGCCUCACCCCAACCCGCACAAUAGUCACGUCGCGUGUGGAAGAUAUCCUACAGCUGAACGUCACGUACUUCAGCCCGAUCGAACCUGACGACCUGGUGCUUCAGUCCCUACCCUUUUCAUACAUGUCGGUCAGAGUGUCUUCACUGGACGGUAACCCGCAUAACGUGUCCCUCUACUCCGACAUCAGCGGCGAAUGGCUCUCCGCGCAUACCUUCAACAAGAUCGUCUGGAAUACAACACAUGAAGACUCUUUCACCUACCACACAAGUUGGCGUGAGGACGCUGAGCCCAUGGCGGAGAACUCAGGCGUUGCGGAAGACAGCACACUGUAUUUUGGGAUGGCAGCAUCGAGUCCGAGCGUUUCUUGGCGCACGAAUUCAGACGUCAACUCGCGCGCCACCUUUCAGAAUUCCUCGGAUCUGGGGAACUCUGCCAACCUGACCUACCGGCCGAUACAGAAUCCAGACGAUUGGCCCAUAUUUGCCAUUGCGUACGAUCUGGGCACUGUUACGGACGAGUCUUCAGAAGUGGUUUGGGGUAUUGGCGUCGCGCGCGACCGGAUUAUACAGGCACAAACAGGAUCCAGUCCGGCAGAGGACCGUUAUCCCUACUAUCUAUCGCACUACGGGUCGUCGAGCGAAGCGUUCGAGGACUUCCUCCAGAGCUACGACAAUGCAUCAUCCCGUGCAGAUGAUCUCGACCGCAACAUCAUGAAUGCAGCGUCGAAUAAGUCGGUCGAGUACGCCGACCUCAUCGCGCUCGGUACUCGCCAAGUCCUGGCUGCGUUCGAGGUUACCAUCUCCAAGGGAGUGGAAGGUUACAAUGUAUCUGACACUCAGGCGUUCAUGAAGGACAGCGGCACAUCCCAGGGUGUGAACGACGUGAUGGUCAUGUACUCAGCCUGGCCGACAAUCCUGUAUAUCAACGCAUCGUGGGCUGGUUAUCUGCUUGAGCCUCUGCUGCGCUAUGAGGGCUCAAGCGCAUACUCGAGCAAUGUUGCUGCGCAAGAUAUGGGAUCGAAGUACCCCAUCGUCCUUGGUGAUAUGCCACCUACGACCGCUUACUCAUAUAGUAUCGAAGCGACCGCGUCCAUGUUCAUCUUGGCCUACUCCUAUGCGUUGAUGUCUGGAGAUGGCACCUUGCUUCGUAACUACUACCAUGUAUUCGAACCAUGGGCAAUUUACCUCACAGACAAUGCGGUGCAUCCGGGUGCGGACCAGACCACCGCCGAGGGUGACAAUGGUAUAAACCAUGCCAAUCUGGCGUUGAAGGGCAUCAUCGGCGUGCAAGCUAUGUCGCUGAUCAGUGCAGCUCUUGGCAAGGACGACGAUGCUUCAGUGUACGCGAACCGCGCUGCCUCCAUGUUCGACCAGUGGAUCGAUACCGCAAGACUGGGAGACCACGUCGAUUAUAUUUACAACGACCCGUACACCACGGGUCUCCUCUACAAUCUCUUUGCCGACAAGCUCCUCAGGACUGCUAUCAUUCCCGAUAAUAUCUACCAGAAUCAAACGGAUUAUUACAGCGGCAAGCUUGGCGAAGACGUUGGAUGGGGCCUUCCCUAUAACGGUUCCUCGGAAACCGUCAUCCGUCCCGACUUGACGCUCCUCACGGCUGCCGCCAUGUCGGACACACAAACCCGCGACGCCUUCGUGCAGAGCAUCUGGAAUAGAGCCGCGAACAACAGCCUGGUCGGGGGCGGGUGCUUUCCGACCAGCUAUGACCGGUACACCGGUGCCAUGGUCACGGGCUCAGGCAACCCUUCGUUGGGGGCAAUCUACUCAUUGCUUGCUCUUGACCUGCAAAACAAGACCAUCGUUGUGCCACCUGAGAAGUCGCUUGUAAGCGCCCACAAAUCGCAUAUCGGCUCUAUAGUCGGCGGCAUCAUCGGUGGUGUCGUCAGCCUCGCGCUGCUCACUGGCGCUCUAAUCUUCUUCGUCCGCCGCCGAAGGGCUGCUCGGGAGACUGCCACCGACGCUGCCGCGCGCAACUCGAACACGGUGCCCGACCCGUGGCGCCCCUCGACAGAACAGAACCGUGUCCGACCAGUCAUGGCUGGGCGACACGAUUCUGGCCAAAGCAGCGGGCUCAUGAGCGUGUCGAAGAGGGGCGGUAUUCCGGAAGCUCGUAGAUCGCUGACUAGGAGUGAAGCAGAGACCUCGCGUGACGGUACGGCGCUGUUGAGGGGCGAGCUUGACAACCUGCGGCAGGAGGUCGAAGAGUUGCGCGGGAGGAGGGAGUACGACUUGCCUCCGCCGGAGUAUGAACAUGCUGUUGGUCACUGA
Molecule: messenger RNA, 4350 nt
Organism: Schizophyllum commune H4-8
Lineage: Eukaryota; Fungi; Basidiomycota; Agaricomycetes; Agaricales; Schizophyllaceae
Exons: 21
Coding region: 1-4350 (1449 amino acids)
Biological process (GO): carbohydrate metabolic process
Source: RefSeq, a predicted model, not a curated record